AUGAACCAAAUGAAUGUUGGUGCGAUGAACCCCGGCGUCGGUGGUCCGGUUGGUGGUGUCCCAAUGAUCAAUAAUGGUUCGAUGGCACCCCGUAAUGAUGGCAAUAUGAAUAAUCUCCCUGAGGUGAUGGUCAACAACCUUAACACGUAUAUCUACGACUACUUUUUGAAACGUGGUUACCACGACUGCGCAAGAGCACUUGUGAAAGACGAGUCGAUUAAACUCAAUACCGAACCCCCUAUCAAGACGAGUCCGGGUCAACGCCGGGAGAAUGAUGUGAACGGCGUUGAUGGUGACGCGUUGAUGACAGACGGUAAAGACGGCGACAAGCUGAAGAUCCCUGAUGACUUGCCUCGGCCCAAUCUUUCUAGUGAAGGCCAGCAGUCCUUCCUAUUGGACUGGUUCAGCCUGUUCUGGGAGUUCUUCUGGUCUCAAAGGAAGAAGGGAAACAGUGCCGAUGUGAGACAAUAUCUCCAACAUACUCAGAAUUUGAUGCGCAUUAGAGAACAGCAGCAAAAUCAAAUGUUUCGAAACCAGCAACAAAUGAUGCCAGGUCAGAUGGGGCGGCUCAACAACAUGCGUGGAAACGGGAUGAUUCCAGCAAAUUUACAAAAAACCGCUCUACAGAACAAUACUGGUGGCUUUUCGCAGCAGCAGUUCGCGCAACUUCAAAAGAAUCAGCAGAUGCAGAUGAUGCAGAUGCAACGCGAGCAUUCUGACAUUGAUAUGAACGGCCAUCGACCGCAGUCUCCGUCCUCCGCCGAAAACGCACCGUCUCCGUCGAAGCGACCCCGCCUCGAAGGUGGGCCCAUGAAUGGGCAGCAACUGGCACCCAAUGGAAGAGGUCAGGGACAGGCCAUGCCAGGUCAACCGAACCCAGCAUUAUUGAUGCAGAAUGGGCUUACGCCACGUCCAAUGAACCCGAAUCAAUUUGGUGCUUUUCAGCAAUCGGGUCCGGCUGCACAGCCAAAAUCAAUCCAGGGCAUGCCUAAUGGUUUAAUGAACCCCGGCGUGAUGCCGAAUCAAGGCGAUCUGGUACCCAUGCCAGAUGGCCAGGGUAUGUAUCCGAUGAAUAGCGACUUCUAUGGCACGAAUGGCCAAAUGGCGCAGGACUAUCAAAUGCAACUCAUGCUCCUCGAGCAGCAGAAUAAACGCCGACUCAUGAUGGCUCGUCAAGAGCAGGACAGCAUGACCCGUGGCCCCGACGGCCAGCCACUACCUGGGCAGCAGGGCCAACAACCACCGGGCCAAAUGCCACCGGGCACUUCUCCCCAGGGCAGUAGGACGGGGGCGUCGCCAAACCCCAACGAUCAAAUGAAGCGCAACACCCCCAAGAUUGCGCAGUCCGGUCUACCUGGUUCCCCGAACGCUCCCGAUGCGAUGAUGCAGGGCCGUGGAUCCCCCGGAUCGAUGAACUUCACUGGCCAAAUGCCUCCGGAAAUGGCACCUCAGUUCUUCAUGAAGAACAUGCAGGACGGUAUGCAAGGCCCCAAUGGCAUGCGGCCGCCUAAUUCCAACCCGGCGUUCAGUGGUCCUCAAAUGGGCCAAGCGAUCCCGGCUGGCGGGCCCAACCGGAUGCCAAAUGGGGGCUGGCAACCUCAGCAAGGUGGUCAACCCAUGGUACCGCAGCAGUCUCCUAUCAUCCAACAACCCCCGACGACUGGAACACCUCAAAGUGUUGGCUCGAUGCCGCCGCCUCAGGCGCCUCCGGCUGCCAACGCCGGCCGUCAACCUCCCCCAUCUCCACAGACCGGAGCUGCUGCCCCUCCAACGCCACAACAGGGUACUAAGGCUGCUCCGAAGAAGAAAGAACCCAAGGAAGCCAGAAAGCGACCAACCAAGAAGGGUGCCGCAGCAGCGGCAGCGGCAGCAGCAAACACCGCAGCUACCCCGUCCUCGGAGGCGGAGCAACCCGCGACCCCUACACCCGCGACACCGAUUACACCCCAACACCAUCAAUCAUUUAACAAAUCAGGUGCAAAUGCCACCACAGGCGCUCCACAGCAGCCGACCUCCGCUCCCGCCCAACAGACCUUGGUGCAGCCUCCGCCGCCUGAUCAGACUCAGCAGACCUUCGGUGAUCUUACCAUGCCUGAUCCCGCUACUUUCAGUCUUGAUUUCAGCGCCCUGGAGAACCCAGACAUCCUCGAGAAUUUCGACUUCGAUACAUUUCUCAACACCGAUACCGAUACAGCAGGAUUUGGAUUUGACCCAAGUAUAACCUAUCCCGACGGUGUAGAGACUGGCGCCGAGAAUGGUCUCUGA
Aspergillus puulaauensis is the source of this 2265-nucleotide messenger RNA. RefSeq names its product putative cAMP-dependent protein kinase pathway protein (Som1) (gene somA). The transcript is spliced from 7 exons. Bases 1 to 2265 code for a protein of 754 amino acids. Gene Ontology annotation, biological process: positive regulation of transcription by RNA polymerase II. Gene Ontology annotation, molecular function: protein binding. The record is from RefSeq and is a predicted model, not a curated record. Gene Ontology annotation, cellular component: nucleus. Lineage: Eukaryota; Fungi; Ascomycota; Eurotiomycetes; Eurotiales; Aspergillaceae.